Stereum hirsutum FP-91666 SS1 is the source of this 1038-nucleotide messenger RNA. RefSeq lists its product as uncharacterized. Bases 1 to 1038 code for a protein of 345 amino acids. The record is from RefSeq and is a predicted model, not a curated record. Lineage: Eukaryota; Fungi; Basidiomycota; Agaricomycetes; Russulales; Stereaceae. The transcript has 2 exons.
AUGGCUUUCGUCGGCCAGUCCUUCCACCACAUCAUGUCCACCCUCUCAGACCACUGGCACGUCGAAAAAGGCAACGCCCACCCCAACGUCACCACCGCCGUCCGUGACCGUCUCUCCCGUCGCAACGCCCCGCACAAACCACACGAGUACCCCGAAGACUGGCAACACCCACACAAGCUCUCGAACGACCAAAAGCGCGCGCACGCGCGCAACGGGACCUACGUGCCCCAUAACGUCCGGCGCGUCGAGAACGGGGCGUAUGAGAAUGAGUUGGCGAGGGAUAUGGACUUUUUGUGUGCGAUGAUGAGGUGGGAGACGGCGGCGGGGUGGAUGAGGGGAAACGAGGCGCCGGUGGCGACGCAUUUGGAGGUGGAGAUGGUGGAGGAUUUGGGGGUGUUGAUGCCGGAGCCUGAAGGAGGCUGUAUUGGGCUUGAUGUGUCGCAUUGGGACGGUGUCUACGACCCGAACCAAUCCGGCCUCCCACGGCGUUUCCACCACUUUGAUGUGCAAUGGAAGCACGAUCAUACCCAACCCGACCUAGAGAGCGACGACAUCUCCAUCCACUCCCUGGAGAGUCUUCCUCAGAAUCUCACCAGUACCGAGCGUGCCGGCCCAGCUGCUGCACCCGACUCAACCACGUCCGAUCCGUUAUUGCCUUCAUCAGAAAGCAUCGAGAUGCAGAUGCUCAAGAAGAUGUUCGACAUGAGCAUCAUCGAGACUCGGUUACAAGAAAUGGUAGAUCGCAGGAUCGCCGACUUGCUGAAGGACAGAGGGAAAGAUCAGUCCGAGUCCGAGGAGGUACUACUCAAGACUCCGACGCAGAGAGAUGAUGCGGGUACGAAGGGGAAGGGAGUCAGCUUUACAGCUGGUUUUGGGAAGUCCACGAGCGCUUGGCUGCCUAAGAUCAUGGAGGAUGACGAGGCGGACGGGAAGGACGCACUGGAUGUGGGCAAGGCGGGCGCCGGGGUGAAGACUGUAAACCCUUUGGAUAUGUCGGCCUUGCACAAGUUGAUCGCGGAGGUCAGGUCCGUGGGUUAA